This is a messenger RNA of Phalacrocorax carbo (great cormorant), 1971 nucleotides long. NCBI's taxonomy places the organism in Eukaryota, Metazoa, Chordata, Aves, Suliformes, Phalacrocoracidae. The record is from RefSeq and is a predicted model, not a curated record.
GGCUUAAAGGGGUUGAGCGGGAUUUAAUGGUGCUGAGCAGGGCUGGGCGGGUCUUAACAGGUUCUAACGGGGCUGAGCGAGUCUUAACAGGUCCUAACGGGGCUGAGCGGGUCUUAACGGGGCGUAACGGGGCUGAGCAGGGCUUGGCGGAUCUCAGCGGGGCUGAGCUGGGCGUAACAGGGCUGAGCGGAGUUUAGAGCAGCUGAGCGGGGUGUAACAGGGCUGAGCAGAGUUUAACGGGGCUGAGCAGGGGUUAACGGGGCUGAUGAAUUUUAGCAGGCCUGAGCCGGGCGUAACGGGGCUGAGCAGGGCUUGGCGGAUCUCAGCGGGGCUGAGCUGGGCGUAACGGGGCUGAGCUGGGCGUAACAGGGCUGAGCGGAGUUUAGAGCAGCUGAGCGGGGUGUAACAGGGCUGAGCAGAGUUUAACGGGGCUGAGCAGGGGUUAACGGGGCUGAUGAAUUUUAGCAGGCCUGAGCCGGGCGUAACGGGGCUGAGCAGAGCUUAACGGGGCUGAGCAGGCCCCGGUCCCCGUCGCCAGCCAGGCCCAUCCGACCCUGCGUUUCGUGUCCCCCCGCAGCCCAGCAGCCCCCCCACCCCGCCCCCCGCCCCCCCCUGCCGCGAUGGAGUUCCCCGAGCACAGCCGGCAGCUGCUGCGGGGGCUGCGGGAGCAACGGGCCCAAGGCUUCCUCUGCGACUGCACGGUGCUGGUGGGCAGCGCCCCGUUCCCGGCCCACCGCGCCGUCCUGGCCGCCUGCAGCGCUUUCUUCCACAUGUGUUACGCCGAGCGGUUGGACAAGGGCGAUUUGGUUUGCCUGAACAGCGAGAUCGUCACGCCGCCCGCCUUCGGGCUGCUGCUGGAGUUCAUGUACGAGGGGAGGCUGGCGCUGGCCGCCACGCCGCUGGAAGACGUGCUGGCGGCCGCCAGUUACCUCCACAUGAACGACGUCGUCAAGCUCUGCAAGAAGAAGCUGCAGGCGCGGGUGCCGGCUGAGGCUGACAGCACCAAGCGGGAGGAGGAGGAGGAAGACGCCGCCGGCGGCAGCCCCUCGCUACCCCCCAUCGCCCCCCAGCAGCACCCGCCAAGCCCCGGGGCUCCCCUCUUGGCUCUCCCCGGCCCGGCUCCCCAAGUUGGGGGCGGCGAGGAGCAGGGCGUGCUCCCCACCGAGCCGCCGGCGCCGUGCGUGGACGUUGCCGACACCACCCAGCCCGGAAUGGAGGGCGACUGGUCCCGCGCCGGCCCCCCGGAGCUCCCCCUCCCCAGCCCCAGCAGCUCGACGGAGGCAGCCCCCCGCGCCGCCUUCCCCGGAGGGGAGCUCCCCGCGCCGGGGGGGCUCUGCGCUGGGCCCUGGCCGCCCGCCGCCCCCGGGGGGCUUCUCCCCGCCGCCGUCAAGGUGGAGGCCAUCGUCAUCUCCGACGACGAGCCCGAAGCGAGCGCCCGCCGGCCCGCCGGCCUCUUCCCGGGGCCUUCCCGCCCCCCGCGACCCACAGCCUUCGGGGAGGCGUCGGGGGAACCGCUGGCCUUCGGGUUGCCGGCGUUGCGGGAGCCGCUGUUCCUGCCGCCGCUGGAGGGGCGCGGAGGGUUCGGGCUCUUCGCCGAAGAGGCGCCGACCUGCCCGACGUGCGGCAAAACCUUCUCGUGUUCGUACACCCUGCGCCGUCACGCCACCGUCCACACGCGGGAGCGUCCCUACGAGUGCCGCCAUUGUUUGCGGAGCUACACCCAGUCCGGGGACCUCUACCGGCACAUCCGCAAGGCCCACAGCCACGGGCCGCCCACCCGCGGCGGCGCCCACGCCGACCACGAUCGCGAUAACCCGCCCUAGAACCGGGAAGGGGGUGGGGGAGAGCGGCGGGACCGGCGGGCGGCAGGACCCGGGAGCGCCGGGGAGGGAGGGGGGGCGGAGCCUGGGGCUGAGGGCGGGGCCCUGCGGCGGGGAGGGGCGGAGCGGGUGUACGGCGGUCACGUGGGGG